CAGCUGGGAGCUACGGACCUGUAGCCGGAGAGAUCCAGAUGGAACUUCCUACACGAGUGCUUCCUUCGAGUCCCUACCACCAGCUCCUGUCGAGGGUAAGGUCCCAGAUGAACAGCUGGGAGCUACGGACCUGUAGCCGGAGAGAUCCAGAUGGAACUUCCUACACGAGUGCUUCCUUCGAGUCCCUACCACCAGCUCCUGUCGAGGGUAAGGUCCCAGAUGAACAGCUGGGAGCUACGGACCUGUAGCCGGAGAGAUCCAGAUGGAACUUCCUACACGAGUGCUUCCUUCGAGUCCCUACCACCAGCUCCUGUCGAGGAAGUCAAAAAGAAGCCUAAGAAGAAGAAGAAGGUGGUUGAAGAAGAGGUGGUGAAGGAAGAGGAAGUAGCUUUUCAAUGGUCCGAAGAAAGUCUUCCAGUUCAAGAAGAAGAAGAGGAAAAGAAAGUCGUGGAGGAGCAAGAAGUAGAAGAGAAAAAGGGGAAGAAGGGGAAAAAGGGCAAGAAACCGAAAGAGGAAAUACCUGAAUUCGAAAAGCCCAAAGAGUGGAAGAAAAUGAAUAAGAAAGAGAGGGAACUGUGGCUCGUGAACAGGAUAGAAGAGUGGCGCGCUGAGAUGGAAGCGGAAAAGCAAGCAAUCCUGGCGGGUGCGAAAGAGAAGAGACUAGCCCUGGCGAAGGAGAGGGCAGAUCUCUUAGCCAAGGACAAUGCCGAGCAAGAGAUAAGGAGAGAUAUACUGGCCAAGACUUGUGCCCUGUUUUCCAAAUUUGAAAGGGAGAAAAUCGAGUUUGUAAACAAUUUGCAGCGAAUGGCGGAGUGGCAACAAUACCUCCGCUGCGACGGCCUACCCGACCCCCGCGUGCCCACCCAGAUGAACACAUACCUCCAUGUCUGGCAAAACACUAACGCUUGCGAUACCGAUGAGUUGGACAGGCGGUGUGUUGAGGCGCUACCGAUGAUGUUGAUGCUGGAAGAAAUGGUAGCAAACCCGAAACAAUUCACGCCGUUGCAACUGCAGAGCUACGAUGAAGUCCGUCUGCAGCUACGCGAGCAGCUCUCCGAAACGAUCCAAUGCGCUUCCUACAUGAUCCUGCGCAAUUUGGAAAAAAACCUUAAGUUUGAGUCGAUCAAGUUGGCCACGUAUAACCGAGAGUUUAAAGGAUUGAAGCUGAAUAUAUGGGUGGCUGUGCGCAUGCCGACGAGGAAGUUGAAACCCGUGGAACCAGAACCUGAACCCGUGGAACUUGAGUUCCCAGCUCUGAAUGUGGGCCUGAAACUACCCAAAACCAUAGAUGGCAGCUGCGUGUGCGUGCGCGCAGCUCGCUCCGAGGUGGACUUGUUAAGCGAGUCGUCCAGGUCAUACGCGCUAGCUGCCGAAGUAGCCAACAGAUAUACAGACCUGUUCGUGUUCAUGGUGAAGGAGCACAUGGAGAUGCUGAAGAUCAAAGCGGAGCAGGACGCUAUCCGGACUGCGUUCUACAAAGAAAUCAACGCCAGGAUCAAAGAAGUCGAAAAUUUCUUGAAGGCCAACCAAUACACAAAGAACGAGAAAGAAAAAGAAGAACUUGAUAAUCUAAACAUGUCGGAGCCCCCAUUAAUGACAGACCCUAGAACCCUCAUUGGAGAAAAUAAUGAAUUGGCAUUUCAAAAGUAUCUUAAGAAAUGUAUGACAAGAACAAGAACUGGCGAAGUCCAUCUUAGGAAAUACAGAAUAUGCGGAGGCACGUUGAACUUGGAUCUGUUGAUAGUGCCGCCUCAGCCCAAACGUCUCAGAAACAAUGUGCUACUUUCAACAUUACAAUUACCUAAACGCCUCACACCAAUGCCGUACCAAGUGCAGUUCAGGGCUCCAGGGCCCCCGCCGCCGGGGGUCACUCGGACCCCUGAAGAAAUCGAAGCGGAGAUGAAGAAAGUGGAAGCGGAGUAUGAGAAGUUAGCCCUUGUCUUCAUACAAUUGCCCCAGGACAUCAUGUGGUCGGAGCCGCCCGUCAUCUGCCAAUGGCAGGAGAACAGGAAACUUUGGACUAGCAACUACAUCAAUGAUUACAAAUUUAACGAGGAUAAACUCACGGUUCAGUUCCGGACUGGAGUUCUAUGGCCGAUCGGUAUAGCCACGCUGCGGUACAGUAACAUGCCGUAUCAAGGCUGGGAUAUGAGACCAGAUCCGAACGGGAAAGGCGUCCUGUUAUCGGUAACGGGUGCAUGCGUGACCGUAACGUGGAUAUGCGUCGGCAACUCGGUGAAGCUAAAGUGGAUCGCCAACGCCACCACUCGGGCGCUUAGAGAACACUUCGGGAAGAAGUAUUCGGUCAAAGGAAUGGUGCAGUUGAUGCGUGCAGCAGCGUGCGACUUCUUCCCUGAUUUUGACGGACACAACCACUUGGAAGGCACGUGUCCGAAGGAAUGGGUCAUCGAGCGCCACACAUACCAUGCGAUGGCUAUGCUGUCCAGGGCCUACAACUUCCAAUGGAGCAGAUGGAACGUUGGUGCUGGCAGCAGGAACAUAGUGAUGCAGCUCAGAGAGGCAGUGGACAAGAAACGAGAGGCCAAAUUCAACCUGCUGUACGCGAAUCCGAAACAGGCGACCAUUUUGAAAUGCAACGAGCUAAGCACGGAGUUGACUCUGGAGCCCAUGGUUGGGCUUGGGUUCUACCCGGACCUGUUCACGCUGAAUAUGUCGUACGGCUCCGUGGACGCGCGCCGCGCCACCUUCAAUAUCAAGUUCAGCCUGGUUGAGACCGUCUUCGAGAUGCUGCAGGAACUCAAAGUUUCUAGCUUUUCGUAAAAAAAAAUGAUACAAGCUUUU
This is a messenger RNA of Cydia pomonella (codling moth), 2802 nucleotides long. RefSeq names its product dynein axonemal intermediate chain 7-like. Gene Ontology annotation, cellular component: axoneme. Gene Ontology annotation, molecular function: beta-tubulin binding; microtubule binding. Bases 151 to 2781 code for a protein of 876 amino acids. The record is from RefSeq and is a predicted model, not a curated record. The transcript has 23 exons. NCBI's taxonomy places the organism in Eukaryota, Metazoa, Arthropoda, Insecta, Lepidoptera, Tortricidae.